AUGUUUCGCUUAGCAUUCUCCUAUAUGCAUUACAAUACCAAAUUGAUAGAAUUACUGGAAGAAUACGUACCUAAUUGUUUCUUUGCAAUUAGUUUAAAUCAGCAUAACAACUCAUUUUAACUGGAAUUCCUGAAUCAACAAGCCAAAACUGAACUAAACAUUGAGGAUACAAAAUCGAUGAUUGAAAUUUUGAGAAAUACCUAUGUCGUAAACAAGGCUUAAGUUCCUAUCUAGGUUGACUUAUGCUAGAUCCCAGUACAUAAAUCUGGAGACAUAUCAAUAAAAAAAGCAGUGGUGAAAAGAUAAACACUAGAAGAAUAUUCAUUUUACAAAGUGAAAUAAAAUUUAUCAAUGAAUUAAAGUGAUAUUUAAAUUAUUGAACAAUUAGAUGGGAUUUACUUUGAUAAUUAGAAGCAGAUUAAUAAUAUUCUGAACAUAGAUGUCAAACAAAUGAAUUAUGGAAAAAACUAUUUGCUAUUUGUUAUAAAUAAAGAGAAACCACAGUAAAUGAUGACGAAAAGUGAGGAGUAAAUCAAAUAUCUGAAUAAGAUUAUUCUGUAUGUGGCAAAUCAAUUAUCUGCAUCGCUUUCUCAAUUUUCUAAUGCCAUCCUAUCACUAAAUUAUUCCACUUUUGAUAAUGAGAAGUUGUAGUAUCUUAAAUGCUAAAAUAUAUGGAUUAUGAACCAAUUUUAAAACUUUUACUAUUUUGUAAAUGCUUGCAAAAUAAACAAUGAAAUCUCCAGUUAUAAAAUUGUUAAUUUAAAACAAUUUAUAAGCAAUUUAGAAACUUACUUUUCAUUUAUGUCGAGCUACUAGAAUAAAAAGUUUAUAACUUAAUUUAACUUAGAGGAUUGUAAUAUUAAAAUUAAUUCUUAAUUUCUCUCCUAAAUAGUAGUUAACAUUUUUGAAUAAUGUUUGACUUAAGCAGAUAUAACUACAACAAUAACAUUAAAUAUUUCCACUGAAAUGAAUCUGAAUCCCUUGAGAUAAGAAAACAAUAAUCUCUAAGAAAAGAACAGCAUCUAAGAAUUUGAGUUUAUAAAGAAAGUGGUCAUGGAUUCGGAGGAGAGUCCUAUGAAAACUGACAAUCAGAAGUUAAUUAAAUUUGAGUUUACUUUUUUUACUGAAAAAUAUAUUGAAUUGCAACCGACUUAGCAAUUGAUCUUAAAUCCUUAGACUUUUGAAGAUUACCAAAGUAAUAAUAAUUAAGAGUUUCUAUUAAUUUAUCCUAUUACUAAUUUUCUACUAAAAAAGAUAGGGCCUUACAAUUUUGUUUAGUAAUUCUAAAGUGCUUAUUACGACAACAGCCCGACAAAAUAAGCCUUAAAUCUAUUCCCUUCCAUGAUGGAUUUAUUCUAAGGUCAAAAUUUAUAUUAAAAUAAACUCUCCUUCUAUGUUUACUCUGAUUAAACUUUAUUAACUUAAUCAUUUAUAAAAUAUGUGCAGUAGAAAUCGUUUUUGGAUUCUUGA
This is a messenger RNA of Paramecium tetraurelia, 1470 nucleotides long. RefSeq lists its product as uncharacterized. The record is from RefSeq and is a predicted model, not a curated record. NCBI's taxonomy places the organism in Eukaryota, Ciliophora, Oligohymenophorea, Peniculida, Parameciidae. The transcript has 2 exons.